AUGACAGAAGCAAACAACCUGAGAGACGCCCGGAGAAGAAGAAGAAUCCUCCAACAAGGAUCCGACCGUCUUGCCUUCAUCCAGGGUCGGAUCCAAACCCUCCCUCCUCCCGAUCUGCCUCACGCCAACGACGAGGAGCAGGAGUAUCCGAAUUCCGUUUUGCAGAAUCACGUUGAUGCCGAAAUUUUGCCUGAAAAACAACACAGUGAAAGUGAGAUUUUAAGUUUCCCCAAUUCUGAAAUUGAACCUGAACAUGUACAAGAAUCACAACCUCUAUUUCAACCUCAACCACCAACAACACAUCAAGAUUCAUCUGAUGAAAUUUCCCAGCUCGAAGAACCUAGAAGUUUCGAUUUCAUAAGCCCUAGGGAUGUGACGAAUGCCGUUGAUGCCUCAAGAGGCUCUGAUGAAAGGUUGAGGAGGAGACGGAACAACGCCAGUGCCAGCGCCAGCGCUGAUUCUUCUGAUCAAUAUGCACAGCUUGCAAAAACAUUGGAAAUUGGAAUGGUGCUGAAGACUGUGGCUGAUGCUGUCUUCGUGGAUUGUGUUGUCUAUGCUAUUGUGCUCAUAUGCAGCCUUUCCCUUGUGCAUCACUGA
This is a messenger RNA of Vicia faba (fava bean), 597 nucleotides long. NCBI's taxonomy places the organism in Eukaryota, Viridiplantae, Streptophyta, Magnoliopsida, Fabales, Fabaceae. The record is from the annotation of a GenBank genome assembly.